Chlamydomonas reinhardtii is the source of this 5400-nucleotide messenger RNA. RefSeq lists its product as uncharacterized. NCBI's taxonomy places the organism in Eukaryota, Viridiplantae, Chlorophyta, Chlorophyceae, Chlamydomonadales, Chlamydomonadaceae. The record is from RefSeq and is a predicted model, not a curated record. The transcript has 15 exons. Gene Ontology annotation, molecular function: 3',5'-cyclic-nucleotide phosphodiesterase activity. The coding region runs from base 348 to 4202 and encodes 1284 amino acids. Gene Ontology annotation, biological process: signal transduction.
GCCUCCUGCCAUACUCAACACCUCCCCGGCGCCCCACGCUCAAAGGGCUAGGCGCGGGGCGGGGGCGACCUCGGGGCUUCUCGGCAUUCUGGCGCGUCGGCAGGCAUGGCUCGGCAAGUCGCUCAAAAUUUUCGAUAUACUUCCCCGCUUUGCUUGCCGCCAACAUAGUUUGCCUUAGAGACUGCAUAUCAGCGGGCACCGGAUGCUUUCCUUGCGACCUCGCGAAAGUCAAUUGUCCAUGGACGCGCGAAGGCACUUCUCGCUCCGCCCGAAUUUUCCCUGCCACCUAUUUACACGCAAUAGACAUUAACAAAUAAUAAUACGUAGCACUCGCGGUUUGCGCCAGUAUGCUAUGUUUUGCCGACGUGACCAGUGUGGUGUCGAUUGGCGCGCUCGAUGGCGUUGUGGGCCAAGUGGACAACAGCAGCAUAAGAAGCAGCAACAGCAGCACCGGCUUCAUCAGUGCCAGUCGCGACCAGGCCUUCCUCACUCCAGCCGAGUCGGCGCUGCGGGCCCUGGCGGGCGUGGGCCUCGCGUACCGCCUGACCACCCGCACCGGGGUGGUGGUGGCGGCCUCGGGCGCAGCAGGCGAGCUGCCGAGGGACGCUGUAACCGCGCCAGUGGAGCUGGCGGGCCUCGAGUGGACGCUGGCGGUGUGGCAGGCACAGGGCUGGCGGCCCGCCUGGGUGGGUGGAGCGCUGGCGGCGGUGUUUGUCUUCGCCACGCUGUCGUCACUGCUGCUGGCGGGCAUGCUGGUGUCACGGCGGCGCCACGCCAUGCUGCUGGAGGCGCUGCUGCCGCGGGACCUGCUCAAGGAGCUCAACGACACACACGCCGAGACGCUGGGGCCGGCCGGGCCGCUGAAUGGAGCCUCCUCGCCCGCGGGUCUGCUGCUUGGGCUGCUGAGCGACCUCAUGACUGGAGCGCCGCCCGACCUGCGCCAGGUGGUGGCGCUUCGCUCGCUGGCUCUGCGGCAGGCGGACUGGUACCGGCCGCUGGGGCUGGUGGAGGCAAUCCAGGGGGCGCACCUGGAGUCUGACGUGGAGCGCGCGCUGAUGCGGCAACUGGGCACCGGCACCGAUGUCAUCGACCACACCGCCUUCGCCGGGGCCAGCAUGCCCGAGGAGGAGGAGGCGGGCGGCGGUGACCACGACCUGACCCCGCAGCAGUGGCGGCCACGGGCGGUUUCGGGCGGCGGCGCGGUUGGGCGGCGAUCGGCCGAAUGCAUCGAAGACGCGUUCUUGUCCACAGCCGACAUCGUGUUGGAGCAGCAACAGCAGCAGCAGCUGGACGGUGACGACCUGCGCGGUGUGCUGGCGUUCGUGCUGUCGGACGGCGCGCGCCAGACGCCACCGCCGCUGCAGCCGUCCUCCACGCCCGCCGCCGCGGCACGCGCUGCCGGUGGCGGGGGCGGGGGCGGGGGCGGGGGCGGGGGCGGGGGCGGGGGCGGGGGCGGGGGCGGCGGGAGCUCGGUGGGGGCAUUGGCGGGUGCCAGCAGUAGGCUCGGCGGCGGUAUUGGCGGCGGUGGCGGCCGUGGAGUUCGUGUAUUGUUGAUGGGCGAUGCGGGGUCGGAGCUGGCGGUCGUUCGGGAUAGCGCGAUAGCCAGUGGCAGCUACGACACGCUGCGGAUGCACAUGAACACGCAGCGGCAGCAGCGGCAGCAGCAGCAGACGCACAUACCGGCGGCGCUCCUGCUGUCCCAGCCCCUGCCGGCGGCGGCGGUGAUGCGCAGUCCCGACUCCGUCACCGUAUCCGGAAUGGUCAUGGCGCGCACCAACACGCCGCCCACGUCCAUCAUCCGGAGGGCUGGCUCGCUCCUGCGGGCCGCCGCAUCGCACGUGGCGCCUUCAGCAGCCUCGCCGACCAUCACUGCGGGCCCGCAGCUGACUACGCAGCAGCAGGGGCGCUGCAGCGUCGGCAGCGUCGGCGCCGGCGGCAGCGGCCUCGGCACGGGCGGCGCCGUGCCGCAUAGCGGCAGCGCCCAUCUGCAGCUGGAGUUGUCUGCCCUCUUGGCGGAGGGCUCGCAACAGAACGCGUUGGCGCGGCGGCCCUUGGUCACGUCUGACGGCGAGGAGGCAACCUGCUGUGCCGACGCAGCUUCGGCACAGCAGCAGCAGCAGCAGCAGCAGCAGCAGCAGGCAUUGGUGUCACCGCCGGAGCCUCCCGCCGCCAGCAGCCGGGGAGACGGCGGGUGGCAGCUGCUGCAGUGUGACGACGGGCAAUGCAGCCUUGACACGGCAUACGAAACGAGCGGCGCCACCGCCCGCCGCCAGCAGCCGCAGCAGCAGCGGCUCCAGACCAUCGCUACUGACGCCAACCGCCCACUCUCAUCGCAGCAGUUGCAACAGCCGCAGGCCGCUGCAGCUGCCAGCGGCUACACGCGCGCGUGUUCCACUGCGUCACUGACGCAAGCGGCGUCGACCCGGUGCCAGCCGCAGCAGCAGCCGCAGGGCGCGGCUGCGCCGCCCGGGCGUCAGGGGUCGGCAGGUGCUACUGCCCACAGCGGUCCCGUCACUUCUGCCACAGCCCAUGUUCCCGCCCCUGCAACCUCCUUGUUCGCGAAGCUCGCUGCGAUGACCACACCGCGGUCACCCGCGGGCAGCAGCAGCCGCAGGGCAAUGGGCCAGGGUGGUUGCGGAGGCGGCGGCGGAGGCGGAGGCGGAGGCGGCGACACGAGCAGCAGCGGUGUCCGGCGGCGUUCGCAGCUGUGUGCGCAUGAUGAGGAAGGGGCUGCGGAUGCAGCAGGCACCGGCGGAUGCGGCACUGCCACGGCUGGUGCGGCUGGUGUGGUCGGUGCCGCGCCGCUCGGCAGCGACGGCUGCACACUGGUGGUGGCGGCGGCGGCGGUGGAUGAUGCGGCGUCGCCAUUCGCCGAACCCUCGCCUUCAGCAGCCUUGUUGGAUGCGGUGGAAUUGCUGCUGGCUGGCUCGGGCGAGUGGCAGUACGACACGUGGGCACUGGCGGAGGCGAGCGGCGGGCAUGCACUGUCAGUCAUGGGGUUCUACCUCAUGCAGCGGGAGGGGCUGGUGACCACCUUCAAGCUGCAGCCCAUUAGGCUGGCCAGGCUGCUGCGUGCUCUGGAGGACGGCUACCCCGCGUCCAACCCCUACCACAACGCCACACACGCCGCCGACGUGCUGCGCACCCUGAGCGUGCUGCUGCGCGGCGCCCGGCUCACCGCCCACUACGCGCACGGGCUGGGGCUGCUGGCGUCCUACUUCGCAGCGAUCAUCCACGACCACGGCCACCCCGGCCUAACCAAUGACUUCCUGGUCGCCACCUCGCACCCGCUGGCGCUGCGCUACAACGACCGCUCGCCGCUUGAGAGCCACCACGCCGCCAGCGCUUUCACGCUGCUAUCGGAGCGGCCCGACCUGGACCCAUUCGACCAGAUGGCCAAGGAGCAGCGGACGGCGCUGCGCAAGCAGGUGAUCGACAUGGUCCUGGCCACGGAUAUGAAGCAGCACUUCUCGCUUCUCACGCAGUUCGAGGCGCUUAACAAGGCGCGAAAGGCCGGGCUGAGCGGCGGCGGUCGCCGGGGCGGGGCCGGUGGAGGCGGCGGGGGUGGCGGGGGCAAGGGCGAUACGGCGGCGGCUGCUGCGGGCAACUCGCCGACGCGCACGCCGCCUUCAGGCCAGUUGCAGCCCCAGCCGGGGCAAAGAACGCUGAAAGCACCUCGCCGCGGGGGCGGCGCGGACGGCCACCCCCACCACCACUCCGGUGGCAAUAACGUGGUGUUUGACGGCGGGGCUCCCUGGUCAUCCGCCGGGCACGUACAGCCACAACACACCACCGCUGCCGCUGACGUGUCCCCGCCGCAGCCAAAGGACGAGGCUGAGAGGCUGCUUGCGCUGCAGAUUGCGCUCAAGGCCGCGGACAUCGGCCACCUGGCUGGGGAGCUGCCGGUGCACUGCCGCUGGCUGGGGGUGUUGGAGGAGGAGUUCUUCCGGCAGGGCGACCAGGAGCGGGGCCGGGGCCUGCCCAUCAGCCCGCUCUUCGACCGAGCCAAGCAGGGUGUCAGCAAGUCGCAGGUUGGCUUCUUUGACUUUGUGGCGCUGCCGCUAGUGCGCGCGCUGUCCGACGCCUUCCCAGGGGCCGUGCCAUUGGCGGCCUGCUUUGAGCGCAACUACGCACACUGGAAGACAGUGGAGGCGGAGGCGGCGGCACAGCAGGCGGCACAGCAGGCGGCACAGCAGGCGUGACAGCACGCAGGGGAUGAAGUGUAUGGUGGGGCGUUGACGGGGCGGGGCAAUGCACGAGCCCAAUGAACUGGUCCUGAAUGUUUGGUCGUUACUAGUAUUGGAGGGGCCGGCCGCAGCUGGCCGGGUCAUCACGCGGCAACAGCAAGCGGCCGAAGGAGUGCCAGGCAUCCCUCCUUCGGCAGGCAGGAAAAUGAUGAGGAGCAGGCAGGAAAAUGAUGAGGAUCAGGCAGCGGGUGUGUGCUGGGUGCAGCUAAGGGCCCGGCGGGUGGUGGAGACACAUUUAAAUUCAACCAUAUGAGGUUCGCCGAGUUCAAACAAAUCAACAACAAGCAGUGAAUGUGUACGUGCGUAACCGCCGCCCUCAUGGUCAAGAAACGGUGCAGUUUGUUUGCCGCGGAGUGUUGUAUAGCGGGCUUUCACUAAGCCGCUACGCAUCACGUACGGAGUCUGCUUUGUUUAUAACUAUGUCGUCUGUGCUUUUGUUGCUGAAGAGGUUGAGAGUAAAGAGAACCAACGAUGAAUGUCGUGGGGUCACGUGCUGGCGAAGGGGCGGGGGAGGCUCAUGUAUGCCAUCAGACAGUUGACUACGGUCUGCGGCCAACGCCGACAAGAAGAGCAAGGCAAAAGGGCGCCCCAGAUAAGUGUUCAGGCCAAACCUCGUCCGUGCUCAAUGGGCUGAUCCUGGGAUGUCGGGCCCCGGUGUGGGCGCGUGUGCGUUCUAGGGCAACGAGGGGGUUUUGGGGUUCCUGGGUUGCGUAGUUCAAGAUGCUUUAGGGUUGUGCUUUCGGUUGUGCCUCCCGUGCCAGCUGGGUCUGUUGUCUGAGUAGUGGCGUGUGGCAGUGCGCCAUAGACUGCUGUGUUGGGAAGGUGUGCUGCUUGGUGUCGCCAUGUGUGGGUGCGCGCUGUUGGAGGCAUGGGUCGCCUAGCUAGCAGGCACGGGGAGAGAGCGGGGUGAGUGGGCAAGUGAGGUAACAAGUUGCCUGCCGGAGCGGUCAAAGCACUAGCAAGUAAAAGUUAUUGACGAUGCUCUAAGAAACGAAAAGCAAACGGCGCCAGAGACGGACACGCGAAACGCGCGCAGCAGGCGUACGGUCCCCCCCGGGGCAGGAAUGGUAUCGCGGUCGCUGGGCCGCCAAUCUGUCGUACGCUGGGCCGGCUUGCGCGCAUCGCUGCCUGACGGAGUGAACCACCUUUUAAA